Molecule: messenger RNA, 1107 nt
Organism: Guillardia theta CCMP2712
Lineage: Eukaryota; Cryptophyceae; Pyrenomonadales; Geminigeraceae
Exons: 7
Coding region: 1-1107 (368 amino acids)
Source: RefSeq, a predicted model, not a curated record
AUGUCGAAAUCAACCAAGAUGACUAGGACCAGGACCGCGAGCAUGUACAGUGACGAGUCCUCAGAAGUGGAUUUCCUGCCGACAUGGAUCAAAUCGCUCACGAGGACGCAGGGAACAAGCAUGUUUUCCCCUCUGUCUACCGCCAUCUCCAGACAACUGCAGGAGAGAGACCCACUGCAGACAGAGCAUGCUGACAUCUCUCGGCCCUCGCCGAGACUGUCCUUCCUUCAACGCCGACAGAUGAUGCACGAAGAAUCCUAUCCAGUCGAGCACGUUCAUCGUUACGGACAUACCAUGCUCCCUGCCGUUCAUCACUCCAUGGGCUUGUUCGGCAGAACGUCGAGCUUCGGCAGGAGAGCCUCCAACGCCAUCCGUCGCUCACGAUCCAUCGAUGAUGGCAUCACCAUACAAGGCAAAGAGCUGGUGCAUGCCCUCCAGAGCAAAGCUCACGCGCACGAAAGCGACGUGGGGAGCUCGGGGGAGGGUUUCAUGAAGCUGAGUGAGAGAUUCAUACGACAGUGCUGCCAACUGCUGAGCAUCGAACCCGCUGAGAGAUCGUUCAAAGACCUGGACACGAUCAUGAGUCUGAUCAACCAUGUUCCCGUCUUGAACUCCUUGUCCGCUGUAGACAAAUACUUGAUAUGUCGUCAAGGCAGGUAUAUCACUGGCGAGGUAGACGAGAUGGUGUUCAAUGAUUACUCAAAUGCGCUGCUCCUCGUACUCUCCGGAACGCUCGAGAGUUCAGACAAUGAGAUGGUGGAACCUGGAAGCGUGCUUGGAAUCAAAGAGUUCAAGGAUACAAUGGAGGAUAAGGAUUAUGUGAAUGAAAGCAGCCGAGAAACGAAGUACAUAGUGAAAACCCAAGCUUUGCUAUUGCGGGUUGACCUGAUGGAGUGCAAGAUGGCUUUCAAUGCGUACGAAAGGUCGCAGAGGCAAGGGCUGACAAGUUUUGCCUUCAUCGCUUCUUCGCUCUCCUGUGUCAAUAUAUUUCAGAGUUGGUCCUGGCUUGAUGUCUUGGCCUUGGUAAAGGACGUGGAAGGAGUUCAGAUAGACAAGGAUGUCUAUUUGUCAAGGUUUGCUUCUCUUGCUGUUGUAGCGUACAGCUAA